AUGAUGACAAAAGAGGAGUUCAGCACACGAAUGUCCUUCCAGUAUUCAAUUUUAUUGGAUCUGAUUUCUAAAAGUGACUUUGAAAGCUUUAAGGAGUACGUUUGCUCAUAUGAAUUUUAUGUAAAAUCCUGGACAUCUAAAAGAAUUAAAGAGCAUUUUUCCUCUAAGUCUACAAUACAUGAUUUGGAGGACAAACAUCUUAAGUUCUGCAUCGACCACAUAAAUGCUGCCAUUAAAAAGGCACAGAGAGAAAACACUGACAGUCUGAGAACAUUUGUUGUCAAGAUCUGCACAGAACUUGGUGAUAAACUGGCAAUUUCCCAGGAUCCACUUGACGCCAUCAUGGUUCUGAACAAUGUUGACCAGGAACAGUUUGUUCACUGGCUCAACAAGUGUGUGCAGGAAAUGACAGAAUCUCUUAGAGAAAAGUUUAAAAACACAGAGUUUGAAACAAAACUCUCACUUCUCCACAUAAAACCAGAGAAUGAGCUUUUCAACACUGUGAUUGGUUGUGGCCAACAGUGUCCAUUCUGCAAAAUACCCUGUGAUGCAGGUGGAGAAGCCCACACUCAACACUUUGCUGCUCUGCAUCGACCACAGGGUUUAGGUCAGUUCAGUUGGGAAAACUCAAAUAAACUCUCGACUGACAUCUGCUCUUGUCUUGUUAUCAGUGACGGAUAUUUUCGCUGCAGUGACACAAAGAAUGAAUACCAUCCUUACAAAAGAUAUAGGGAGAUUUACCCAGACUGGAAUAUUUUUCCAGAUGGAAGCCUUGAUGCGUCAGAUUAUUGGAAAUAUGUGAUGAACAAGUACAAUGAGAAAUUUGCUAAAGCAAAUGAUGCAAAGCCUGCUGACAUUCCUGAUUCUUGGAAGAAAAUCACAAAAGAAGAGGCAGUGAAAAGCCUCAAGAAAUCAUUCAAUAUCAAGUGAAGUUAUAAUACUUUUAGUUGUUUGAACAUAACUGAUUUUUGCAUGUAGAGUAUUUUUAUAAUUUUUUCUUCUUGCUUUAAACUCUCCUCAUUUACUCAUGUAUUUUGUUUUGUAGUAAAGACAAAAUAAAUUGCUGAAGCCUCUUUUGCUAUAGCUUCUUAUUUUUUAAAUUGUUCAUUUAUAAUAGGAUUUCAUCAUUAUUCUAUUUUUUUUUAUCAAAUUUAGUUUGCAAAUUAUUUUUUCUGAAAAUUUUUACACUCUUGUUUGAAAAACGGUUUGAAUUUGUUGUACUGUAUUAGAUGAAUAGAUGAUGAGUUGUAGGAUAAAUGUAAUCGUUCGACAUUAAUGAUUCAAUGCUUUGAUGUUCACAGGAAAUGUCAAAUUUAGCGUAACUGCCCUAAUUUAUGUUUGGUCAAAUUAGAAUGUAUUUAAGUAACUUAAAAUCAGGCUUUAUGAUGUCGUUGAACUGAUUAUAUUUUUCUGUCUAUAAUUAGGAUCUGUUUUGUAUUUUAAAUGUCUUUAGAUUACAUUUGCUGUGAAUUAGCUCUAUAUGCAGAACACUAAACUGAAUUAAUUUUGAUGUCAGGAUCUUUUUAUUUUAGUUGUUUUUUGCUAGAUGGGUUUAUUAAUGUUAUGAAAAAAAAUUCGGAUCAAUAUUUUAUGUCAAACACUCUUUUUGUCAUCAGUUAUUACUAGAUACAGUAUAUUGUUAGCAUAAAAUUUUAUUUUUACAAUUAUUUUUGAUACAAUCAUAAGGACUUUGGCUUCAACUAUGUUUUGUUCUGAGUCUUAUGUUUUCAGUUGUUCCUCUGUUUUGAUAUUUAGUUCUGUAUUAUCGAUGUUCAUUUGAGUCUCCUUGUUUUAUGGUAUUGAUUACUCCACAGUGUGUAUUGUUUAUAUUGUUGUUUCACUUCAGCUUUUUAUUUAUGCUCUACUGCCAUUCAUUGUUUUCAUUUUGUCCACCUAAAUAAAUAUGUGACAGAUCACACCUCCACUUCA
Molecule: messenger RNA, 1929 nt
Organism: Gambusia affinis (western mosquitofish)
Lineage: Eukaryota; Metazoa; Chordata; Actinopteri; Cyprinodontiformes; Poeciliidae
Product: interferon-induced very large GTPase 1-like
Exons: 1
Coding region: 1-930 (309 amino acids)
Source: RefSeq, a predicted model, not a curated record